UACCGAUUACCUGUGCAGUCUUUCACCAGAGGUUGAUUCCGCGGCGGCAGCCCCGUGAAUGCUACAACCCCUGAAUGAUAUCCAAUGAUCUUCCUGCGGACCCUAUGACCCAUCCGCCAGUCCUCAUCAUUCUCACAGACCCCAAAAUUACAAUCGCUAACAUCGCCUCAUCCCUACAGUCUUCAUAACCCCAUAUCAAAAUGUCUGAGACCAAGGAAUUCACCUUCAAGGAGGUGUCCGGCCACAACACCAAGAAGGAUCUGUACAUGGUUGUCCACGAUAAGGUCUACGACUGCUCCUCUUUCGUUGACGAGCACCCAGGUGGAGAAGAAGUCCUGCUCGAUGUCGGCGGUCAGGACGCCACAGAGGCUUUCGAGGACGUCGGACACAGUGACGAGGCCCGUGAGAUCUUGGACGGUCUCCUAGUCGGAAACCUCAAGCGCGUGCCUGGUGACCCUGCCCCCCGUUCUCAGGCCCAGUCUACCACCAACGCCUCUUCCAACUCUGGCUCUACCGGCCUCGGUGUCGGUGUCUACGCCUUUCUUGUCCUCGGCGGUAUCGUCGCCUACGGUGCUUACCAGUACCUGAACGCUGCUAGUGCCGAGUCUCAUUAAAUGAAGGGCUUAGAUACUUGGACCAAAAAAGAAAUGAAAAGGAGCAAAAAAAAAAAAAUAAGUUAAUCGAGAACAAACCUUUUUUCGACACGAUUUCGCGUUUUUUGAAACGUAUGACCGUCUCGGUGUGCUUUCCGUCCAGCAUCGGGAGGUUUACAUGGUGAUAUCCACUGCAGACACUGUUUUAGUUGUUUGUUAUCUUGUGAAUUGCGCAAUUUAAGGAAGACCGAAGAUUCUUCUUGGCAUUAUGACGAUUAUUACCUUUUUUUUGCCUCUGAGAAGCAGUAGAAGGGGCCGCUUUGCUUCUGUAUCUUACGGCUCAAGUUAAACAUAGAUCGCGAAUUAUCUUGAAUUGAUUUCCUACGCAAAGCGGGCCAGAAAAUGUAAUGUUCCCAUCACAAGUCUCAAAAAGUGUAAGAACAA
Aspergillus alliaceus is the source of this 1037-nucleotide messenger RNA. RefSeq names its product cytochrome b5-like heme/steroid binding domain-containing protein. Gene Ontology annotation, biological process: sterol biosynthetic process. The record is from RefSeq and is a predicted model, not a curated record. Gene Ontology annotation, cellular component: intracellular membrane-bounded organelle; endoplasmic reticulum membrane. The coding region runs from base 201 to 614 and encodes 137 amino acids. Gene Ontology annotation, molecular function: heme binding. The transcript is spliced from 3 exons. Lineage: Eukaryota; Fungi; Ascomycota; Eurotiomycetes; Eurotiales; Aspergillaceae.